AUGGCGGCACUGACAUCGUGGAGAUAUCAACCUAUAUUGGCGAGAAAUAGCUCAGAUGGGAGCCCAUUCCCUCAAGAUAGUGUUUACAACAGCGAUGGUGAUGAUGAUGCCCGUGUCAUAGUGGUAGAGACGACUGGUGAAAAGUUAGAUGAACCGGCGUUGAGGGCGACUUCCUACCUCUUCGUUUUAUCAUUGAGCUUUGGUGCAUUACAAAUCGUCUUUGCAGUCCUAUCAUCGUACGGUUCUUCCCAAUUGUUAUCAGUUGGCCUCAGUAAGACAUCUGUCGGCCUAACAUGGCUUGCUGGACCACUCGUAGGGACUUUCGUGCAACCAUAUAUAGGGAUUCGUAGUGAUAGAUGCCGGCUUCGUUGCGGAAAACGAAGGAUUUUUGUUGGUAUAGGGGUUGGAGGGAUCAUUUUCUGUCUCCUUGGCCUAGGAUGGGCACCAGACUUGAUCUCAACCAAGGACGAACAGACGAUAGGCAAGACCCAGAUGAUGGGAUAUACCCUAUUAUGCAAGUCAAUGACCCUGAUUUGUAUGGUCGCUUUACAAAUUGCUAUUCAGCCGGUCCAAGUCGGGCUCAGAGCUCUCAUCAUCGAUACCUGCCCCUCACAGCAACAAAGUAGAGCUUCAGCUUGGGCUGCUGCAGCAAUGAUUGGCAUAGGAAACAUCAUUGGACAGCUUUCUGGGGCAACCGACCUCCCAAAGCUGUUACCCUUCCUCGCCAACACACAAUUCAAAGAUCUCUGUCUUGUAACAUUAUUUGCUUUGUUGUUGAGUUUAUCUGGAUUGUGGCUGUUCAUCAAGGAAAGAGGCCCCGAGAAGAGCGUGAAUGAGAUGGUUGAGUCAACCUCUUGUCAACCAAGCGAUGGGAGGAGAAUUGUAUCAGCGAUGUGGAAUUUACCUCAAGAUGUUCUAGAAGUGUGGAAAAUUCAAUUCUUUUCCUGGAUGGGCUGGUUUCUGUUCAUCUAUUACAUUACCAUAUACAUCGACAAGAUCAGUUUAGAUCAUUUGCUAACAGAUGAUAGGCAGCUGAAUGGCCUUAAAGGGCUGAAGUUCGCCAAGAAUGAGUCGCUGCGAUCCGGGCCGAGGGUAAUGCUUCUUUAUUCUUGCAUCUCACUUAUAUCGAGCACGAUAUUCCCCUAUAUAAUCAGCCCUUCUAGUAGCUUGGUCUGUUCUGGAAAGUUUAUGGAUCGCAUUUGGAAGUCAAAAUUAACAUUUUCCAAUUUAUGGACGGGUUCCCAGAUCUUGUUUUCAAUCUGCAUGUUCAGCAGCUGCUUUGUUUCCACAACAGAGGCUGUAACAGCUCUCGUCGCAACGAUGGGUGUUAGUUGAACCUGUACGUGUUGGAUACCAUUUGCUCUAGUCGGUGCGGGGACAGCAGAAAGGAUGCUGGAGCUGACUUGGUCUGCUGGUGGAGAACAGACUCUAGGGCUAGGCUUAUUGAUGAGUUUGCACAAUGUUUCCAUAGCGGCUCCGCAAAUGCUUGCUGCUUUGAUAUGUAGUUUAGUAUUUUUCGUCUCGGGAGAUAACGGGACUGGCAUCGCUUAUGUGUUGGGGCUUGGUGGUCUCUCUGGUCUGGUUGCGGCUUAUCUUGCGAGCACCCUGAAAGUAUCCGAU
Messenger RNA from Mollisia scopiformis, 1620 nucleotides. RefSeq lists its product as uncharacterized. Gene Ontology annotation, cellular component: membrane. Lineage: Eukaryota; Fungi; Ascomycota; Leotiomycetes; Helotiales; Mollisiaceae. The transcript has 5 exons. Gene Ontology annotation, molecular function: sucrose:proton symporter activity. Bases 1 to 1335 code for a protein of 444 amino acids. The record is from RefSeq and is a predicted model, not a curated record.